Salmo salar (Atlantic salmon) is the source of this 1589-nucleotide messenger RNA. The record is from RefSeq and is a predicted model, not a curated record. Lineage: Eukaryota; Metazoa; Chordata; Actinopteri; Salmoniformes; Salmonidae.
GUUGUUGUUUAUGUUUCUAAGACUGCAGGGUGGGAGAUGCAACAAUGGCCUUGAGAACAGCAGGAAGUGUGUUGGUGGUCUUUCUCUGGUCUGUGACAGUGGUACUGGGUCAGAAAGGAUGGAGUGUGACUUACACCCCUCAGAGUAUUUGUACCUUGAAGGGGUCAACAGCAGAGCUGUCCUGCUCUUACACAUAUCCCAGUGGUACAGUCACAACAACACUUUGGUUCACUGAAUGGGGGACUGGUACAGAACCUAAAAAUCUAGGUCAAGACCCAAAGUAUGCAGGUCGUGUGGAUUAUCAUCUGGAUAAGAAGAAAGUCUGCAACCUGAAAAUCAGGGACCUGAGAGAGAGUGACUCAGCUACGUACAGGUUCAGAUUAUUAACAGAUCAGACCGGAGGGAAAUAUUCUGGAAGUCCAGGAGUCACUCUGCCUGUCACAGGUCUUCAGGUGAAGGUGACUGGUGGACAUCAGGAUAAGACACUGACCUGUAUCACCACCUGUAUUCUGACUGACAACCCCACCUACAUCUGGUACAAGAACGAACACAAAGUAAAGGAGGACACUUCCAGCCUGUACUCAGACUACUUAAGUGAUGCAGAUAGUUACUCCUGUGCAGUAAAGGGCCAUGAGGAUCUCAGCUCUCCUGCUGUGUAUGGACCAAGGAACACCUCAGUGUCAGUCAGUCCCUCUGGUGAAAUAGUGGAGGGCAGGUCAGUGACUCUGACCUGCAGCAGUGAUGCCAACCCACCUGUCCAGAACUGUACCUGGUGGUACAGGAAGAAUGGAGGUCACUAUCAGAGUAUUUCCAAUCAGAACACAGAACCACAGCAUGUCUUCAACGAAAUCAAAUCAUCUGAUACUGGGGAGUACUACUGCGAGGCCCGGAAUGAGAUGGGGACAGACAGGUCUGAGUCUAUCAACAUCGAUGUGAAAUAUGGCUCAAAGAACACCUCAGUGUCAAUCAGUCCAUCUGGUGAAAUAGUGGAGGGCAGUUCAGUGACUCUGACCUGCACCAGUGAUGCCAACCCACCUUUGGACAAAUACACCUGGUACAAGAAGAAUGUAACCUCACCAAAAGCAUCAGGACAGAGUUACAGCAUCAAUAACAUCAUUUCUGAGGACAAAGGAGAAUAUUACUGUGAGGCCCAGAAUGGAAGAGGAUCUAUGAACUCUACAGCUCUGAUGAUCAUUGUAGCAGGGAAACAGACCUCAGUUCUGACUGCAGCUGUAGGAAUCAUAGUGGUUGUUCUGGUUCUCAUCCUCUGUCUUUCUGGACUCAUGUGUUUCAGGAAGAAGGCCUCCAAAUCCACCUCUGACACAAGAGACACAUCAGAGAAUGUACAGGGAGACUCUAGUCCCGUGUAUGACAACAUUUCAGGCAUGGCCAUGGCCCCUACAACAGCACAGACAGCGGCCACCGUCGACCAGGAUGAUGUGCACUAUGCCAGAGUCCACGUCUUUCACUCCGAAAACCAGGAAGUGCCUCUGUACUCCACCGUCCAACUGCUUCAACCCCGGAAAAAGGAAGAGGAUGUCCAGUACGCUGCUGUGAAAUUCAACCUCCCCAGUGCUGCCAUCUGGUGA